Molecule: messenger RNA, 1216 nt
Organism: Lottia gigantea (owl limpet)
Lineage: Eukaryota; Metazoa; Mollusca; Gastropoda; Lottiidae
Exons: 2
Coding region: 71-949 (292 amino acids)
Molecular function (GO): acetyltransferase activity
Source: RefSeq, a predicted model, not a curated record
CUUCAGCGGUUUAUAUUUUUUCAAUUUUGCAUAAGAUAAUAAUUUUUUGUCAAGGCGGAGGAUAAAUAAGAUGGAACUAACUAAAGAAGAAGCGGUUGAUUUCUUGAAAAAUAUUGUAAAUCUUGAAUCAGACUUUGAGAAUCUAAAAUUAGAUUUGACUUUUCUUAAUAACAUCAUUUCUAGUAUUCUGGAAACUUUACCAUUUCAAAAUAUAACAUUGAUGGCGAACGAGGUGAAAGACAGAAGUCGUCCGGAUUGGCCAGAGGUGAAGGAGGCCAUGUUGAAAAAACAUGGCGGACUGUGUUACCCGAUGAAUUUGUUUCUGUAUCGUCUGUUAGAAGCGUUGGGAUAUUCCGUUACUAUUGCUCAUUCUACUGUCACGUCUGCACCAAAACUGUACACAAACGACCAUAUAGUGGUGUUUGUCCACGAUGUCGUAAAUAAAGGAGACCAAUUUUUGGCAGAAGUCGGAUUUAGUUGUCCUACAUUUCAGGCUGUGGACAUGAAUUUUGAAUCUGAAUCUAAAGUGUACAAACAUCCCAGUGGAACUUUUAAAUAUUCGAAGAAAGGCGAGAAGGGUAUAAUGUUUUAUCUGGACACUGAUAAACAAACAUGGCAUGAAAUGUGUGUAUUCAAUCUAACUGGUACCAAGGAGGUGAAAGAUUGCGAGCCGUUCUAUGACGAGAUAUUCUCUAACCCAGACAUCGGAAUAUUUCAUACAAUUCUCCGUAUAGUAGCUUACCCCAACAAACGUCAAGUAUCAAUCACCAAUAACACCUUGAAGACCGAAGAUGAAAAUGGCGAACUCUCGGUUGUCAAAUUAACUAACGAUGACGAACAUGUAGAAGCUUUUAAAAAAUAUUUUCCACAAUUUAGCGAAGAUAUUGUUCGACAAGCCUUGGACCAUUGGCAUCAGUUUCAGAAUGCACAAACUAAUCCGGGCAAAUAGCAUUCUCAAAAACUAUUCCUAAUAGCAAAUGUAUUGCUCAAAUCCAUAUGAAUAUGGUUUGCUUUUCAAUGCUAGCUUAGUUGAUUAAUUGUUAUUAUUUUAUAUUUUGUAUUUUUUGCAAUUAACUGGAGAAUUGUCUGACAAGUGCUUGUUCUAUUAUAAAUCAUCGAUAACUCUUACUAGAUUAAAAUGUUAUCGAAUAGUUUUUUUAAUUAUUUUUAAUUCUUGCAUAUUUAUAAAACUAUGAUAAUAAAAUAUUUUCUCAUC